Exophiala dermatitidis NIH/UT8656 is the source of this 4575-nucleotide messenger RNA. RefSeq lists its product as uncharacterized. Gene Ontology annotation, molecular function: antiporter activity. Lineage: Eukaryota; Fungi; Ascomycota; Eurotiomycetes; Chaetothyriales; Herpotrichiellaceae. The record is from RefSeq and is a predicted model, not a curated record. Gene Ontology annotation, biological process: proton transmembrane transport. Gene Ontology annotation, cellular component: membrane. The coding region runs from base 719 to 3538 and encodes 939 amino acids. The transcript is spliced from 2 exons.
AGGUCCAUCACUGGCUUUGGGCAGCAGCACCUGCGUGGGAUAGGCCUCGAAGGAUGGAACUGUCGUCGGCCUUUGCAUGUAUGGUUGUUGCGAGUCUGUACAAUAAUGUCCUUGUCUACGGGCGGUGUCCACAGUCAUCCGCUCCAAGGAAUGCUGGGGCACGCUCCACCCCCAAGGCCCAAGAACAUUGGUCAUGAAAGAUCCUAGCCCGGCAGACUCUCCCAAUAAAUACGAGGUUGGCGUUCUGGGCUGAUGCCAGUCAGGCUAAGAAUUCGGGCGUCCUCCAAUGCCUUUGCAACCACAGGCAACCCUUCGCAGGGACCGUCUCAUACCUCAACUGGCCGGAUCCCGAGCUCGACCGCUGGCACCUACUAGAUUCAGCCAAGGCAUCACAUUCGAACCAUAAAACGGCUCAUGUGGUCGCUAUGAUUGUCUUCUGAGCUGACCACAUGGCCUUCUUGUGCUCACCGCUGUGUACAGAGAAUAAUAUCUGACCUCCCGCUGUUGGCUGUGCUGUGAACAGGCUGUGUCAACUUCAGCGGCGGGACCAAACGCGAGCCGGUGGGAGCCUUCCCAACAGCACAGUGGCACCCUAUACGACUCAAUAUUCUCUCCAGAAACUGUCCACUCCCACGGAGGCCUUAUCUCUCGUUCCUUUAUUUCCCCUGGACCAUUCUUCACGAACUUGUCAGAAUCUCGUUCUUGGUCGGUUGCUGCAAUGGCGACCGCAACCGUGACGGAGCUCCUCACAAAGACAGUCAGCGCAACAGCAGCCUCCAGCACCGGCACCAUCCGGGCAACUCCUCAAGGGGGCAUCUUCGAGCAUGUUAACCCAACUCAUUAUGAUACCAAAAAUCCCAUAAUUCUAUUCAUCAUCCAAGCAAGCAUUGUCAUCAUCCUCACUCGAAUCAUUCACUUCCCUUUGGCGUAUCUCCGACAGCCGCGAGUUAUUGCAGAAGUCAUCACUGGCAUCAUACUAGGACCCUCCAUCAUGGGCAGGAUCCCAGGAUUCACGAAGCAUAUCUUUCCUACAGCCUCGAUGCCUGCAUUCUCCCUUGCUGCCAAUAUCGGAUUGGUUUUGUUUUUGUUUCUGGUUGGACUGGAGGUAGACCUGCGCUUCCUUCUGAGGAAUUGGCGCGUUGCAUUGAGCGUUGGAGCUGCUGGCAUGGCUCUACCUUUCGGACUGGGCGCCGCAAUCGCCUAUGGCCUGUACCAUGAGUUUCGAGAGGAAGCAGACAUGGCUCCCAUCAGUUUCGGUAUCUAUGUGCUUUUCAUCGGCGUGGCCAUGGCAAUCACGGCAUUCCCGGUUCUCUGUCGUAUUUUAACGUCCCUAAAAUUGCUGGGCACUCCUGUUGGUGUCAUCGUACUUUCAGCCGGUGUUGGUAACGACGUCACCGGCUGGAUCUUACUUGCACUGUGCGUUGCUCUCGUCAACUCCGGUGCUGGCCUCACUGCGUUGUGGAUCCUGCUCGUUGCUUUCGGAUACACCCUCUUUUUGGUCUUUGCAGUUAGGCCUUGUUUUAUAUACAUCAUUCGAAAAUCGGGAAGUCUUGCCAACGGGCCUACCCAAUCCGUUGUUGCCCUGACGGUACUGCUCGUCCUGGCCUCCGCGUUCUUCACCGGGAUCAUUGGCAUCCAUCCGAUUUUUGGAGCCUUCAUGAUUGGCCUCAUGGCACCACACGAAGGUGGCUUUGCGGUCAAACUUACAGAGAAAAUUGAAGAUCUUGUCAGCGUCCUGUUCCUCCCCCUGUAUUUUGCGCUAUCGGGUCUCAGCACAAACUUGGGCCUUCUGGAUACAGGAAUCACCUGGGCAUACGUGGUGGGAGUCUGCGCGGUCGCCUUCUUCGGCAAAAUCGCUGGUGGAACCAUAGCAUCGAGGUUGAACGGCCUUGUCUGGCGAGAAUCGUUGACGAUUGGCUGCCUGAUGUCGUGCAAAGGACUAGUUGAGUUGAUCGUGUUAAACAUUGGAUUACAAGCCAAGAUUUUGACGACGCGGACAUUCACCAUUUUCGUCGUCAUGGCACUCAUUACUACCUUUGCUACUACACCGUUGACAACCUGGCUGUAUCCACCAUGGUAUCAACAGAAACUGGAGCUUUGGAAGCAGGGCAAGAUCGACUGGGACGGGAACCCUCUCCCUCACAGUGGCGAGGCGGACGAAAACAGCGAUGCGGACAUGCUGGUUGAGGCCAAUGUUGCGAAAAGAGUGCUCGUCUAUCUCCGCUUGGACGGCCUGCCCAGUUUAUUCACCAUGGUGUCGCUUUUCGCGCACAAGCCAGAGGAAGUUACUAGUCUUUCCCAACCAGCGGCAGCCGCCAACGAGGCCCAGUCGAGGGAAAGGGAGGUCAUGGCAAACAGGCAGGCCUUGAGCUCGGUGCUCACGCUUCGACGGCCUCUUCAAGUCCAUGCCAUGCGCCUCAUGGAGCUGACGGAGCGAGGGUCUAGCGUGAUGCGUGUCGCCGAGAUUGAGGACUUUGCCAGUCGCGAUCCCGUCAUCAACGCCUUCGGUUCAUUUGGCCGGUCCAAAGAUAUCGCUGUCGCAGGCCAAAUUGCAGUCGUGCCGGAACACUCGUUCUCCAGCACGCUUUUGACUCGUGCACAAGACCUAAGGUCCGAUCUGGUCGUCAUCCCGUGGUCCGAGACCGGCUCCAUGUCGGAAUAUGCCAGCAUCUUCGAUGACAAAUUGGAAGAUCCCCUCGCGAACAGAGAGUUUGGAUCAAUGGUGGCUGAGGUGUUCAAGAGAGGGCGGCGAACGUGUCAUGUGGCCGUGUUCAUCGACCACAGCAUCCUCGGCGGACCGGGUGCCGCGCGAGCAGAGUCACCUCUGCAGGAGCGUCAAUCACCACUCCAACUCAGCCGGACCAUGACUGGCAAGAGCACAGUCGAGCACAUCAACUCGACUGUGCAGUUCAAGCUUCCGGACAGUGGCAGAUACCGACUUAUUGUGGUAUACCAGGGUAGCAAUGACGACUUGUUCGCCGUGCGUCUUGGUCUACAAUUCGCCAAGAACGACCUGGUCGACUUGCAAAUCCUCGAUGCGCGGACAGCUCUAGAUAAUGAUGACUACGACGAGAUGAUUGAUGAUGAGUCGCCCAAAGACGCAGAGGCAGGUCUUCACGGAGCCAGAAGGCAUACUGACCAGGAAUUCCAACUUCUUCGAACUCGUAUCCCUGACGCUGUACAGCCUCGAGUUUCCUUUACCGAUCUGGAACCAGCCGGCCAUCAGAGUGUGUUUGGAUUAAGUGUCAGGGCCGUGCUCGAGGCCAUUGCGCAACCCAGUGCCGCCGAGACUAUUGUCAUGGUCGGUCGUCGGACUUAUUCCCAUGCCUUGGACAGGAUCCCGUCCAGCUCGGGGGCCGGUAAGGCUGCUGCUGUUGGAGGAGGAAGUCGCGACGACGAAUUCCGUGGUGUCUUGGGUCCAUUGGCCACAACUCUCGUCAAGGCAAUGCAUGAGAGACAGUCAAAUGCCGGCUUGUUGGUCGUCCAGGCUCGUCGUGACCCUGGUGCCAACGUUGCUGGCCAGCCUGCUGCAGCCUAAUCCGGUGGGAAGGAAUUGACAUGAUCGACGAAAACGAGUGCACGUUGGCCAAUGAUCGCCUUUAGCAAAUAAUACCUCGGGACGACCCUCCACGUUGUACAGGGUCGAGCAGACCUGCUGGGCUUUUUGGUUUCGACUCCAGUCUCCAAGGUGAAUGGAGCGGAAUCAAAAAGCAUAGCCAAUUUGGACGGUAACGGUACUGUCAAUUCCUCGAUAUGGGACUAUGCACAACCGGCGCCGUGCAAGGUUGCAGUACUACUGAGGACCUUUGAUGGCGUCGGCACGGGCCUGAGGGCUGGGGAGCAGGUUGAGGCAAAGUUGUUCAUUUAUACACGCGGCGGCACAACACCACGUGGGAUGAAUGCAUAUACGCAAGGAACCAUUUUCAGUCCUAGGGUUUGAAUUUUUUGCUUUGGAAGCAAGUCGUUUAAUAGGGGCAUUUACUCAGGACGUAAAGCGAAGCGGAAUCACUAGGAUUUUAUAUCGUGGUGUGUAUCUGCACGAAGAUUGGCGUCGUCUCGUGUCUUAGGAUCAAUCAGUAGGACAAGUACAUGCAUGCAUGGUUUCAUCGGCUCGACCAGGCGAUUGAUUAAUAAGUCACCUUUGUUUCGAACUACAAAUGACCAGAUUAUGGUAGACGCAUCGUUGCGGCAACACGCUCAGAUCAGAAAAAGGAAGGAAAGGGAAGUAACCUUUGCAGAGACGCAGGAGGAUCAAGGUUUAUUAGAUGAUUCUUUCUCUCUCGGGAUUGAAAUUCAGUCAACAACAUUGAGCAGACUUUUGGCGAGCGGAGGCGAGCCCAGACCUAUGGAAAGCUCCUCUCUGCUCUACCGGCCAAGGCGGAUGACGCCGGCGGCGAUGAGUUUCUGGAUCUUGCUCCGGAUGCCCGAGUUCUUCAUAUGCUCGUUGAGCGCGGCGGGGUCGUUCUUGGCCUGCUGGAGGAUGGAUUGCAUGACCGGGUCGGAAAGGAUUUGCACUGUAGGGAGAAAAGGUUAGUAAGGAGUUACAAAACAACAACAACAACAAUGGGGUUCGAG